AGUUCUUCCAAGCCCCAUUCCUCCUCUGAGGGGGAGAAGCAGCGAAAGCCACCAUCAGCCCUCUCGCCGACAGGCUUCGGCUGCCUCCGCUCCGCGCGCUCUUGCCGCAGGCGCCCGCCCCAAUUCUGGGGUUCCAGAACCGAAUCCCAGCAGCAGGUGCCGUUAGAGAGCGCGCUCUUCGCCCUCGUUCGCACCGCCCAGGAAGCGGCAGCUGGCCGGCCCGGGGGGACGGGCUGCAAGGGAGCUCCUGCUCGCCCGCCGCCGCCGCCGCCGCGGCGCCCUCGUAGCCUCGACGAGCAAGGCAGCAGCGCCAGCCAUGGCGGGCUACUCCCGAGACGAGCGGCCGCACCUGCACCACCGCACCAGCCGCAAAUCCACGUGGCUCUACCGGGAGCCCGCCGUCGAAUACGUCCCGGUGGGGCUGCCCCCCAAGAGCCUGCUGGACAAGCUGGUGUGCGACAUGCAGGUGCACCUGGAGGAGAUGGAGCGGAUGCGAGCCGUGCUGGUGGACGCCUACCCGUGCCUGGCCUCCUCCUGGGUGGGCAGCGGCGGCGGGGCCAGGAACCGGUCCAGCAGGUACGGCGGCGGCUCCCUGGCCGCCGAGGACGAAGACGACGCCGGCGGCAGCAGCAGCAGCAGCAGCAGCAACUACCGCUUCGCCGUCAGCGUGGCCGGCUUCUCCCCGGAGGAGCUGUCGGUGAAGCUGGACGGCAGGAAGGUGACGGUGAGCGGCAAACACACCAAGAAGACGGAGGAGGAGGGCUGCGUCUCGCACGAGUACCGCGAGGUGCGCAAGGAGGUCCGCCUGCCCGACGACGCCAACCUCGACGCCGUGGCCUGCACCCUCGCCCCCGAGGGCGGCUGCCUGCGCAUCGAGGCGCCGCGCCUGACCUCGCCGCCGGCCGAGGAGAGGGCCAUCCCCAUCACCAUCCGCCAAGGCCCCGACCCGCCGGCGGCGGCGGCGCCCCCUCUCGCGCCAGCCAUCGCAGCAGGCAGCCUCCCCGAGGCCAAGGAGGCGCCGCCGCCGCAGCCGCCGCCUGCCAACCCCGAAGCGACUCCGCCGCCGGCGGCCCAGUAGGAAGGAAGGCGGCCCCGCAGGCGCAGCUGCUGCGGCUGCCUCCGGCCAGGCGGCUCCUCGACGCCCGCUUUGCCAGCGCCUCUCUUGGGGCUCCUUCCUUCCCUCUCGCGCUGUCCGCCGCCCUUCUUUGCCUCCGCCGUGCUGGUCUCCUUCGCCGUGCCCGUCGAGGGCGCCCGCACGCCCCGAAGCCCCGCGGAUCUCGCUGCGCCGCGCCGUCUGGAGUCGUCGCUGGCCGCUAAGCAAGCCGGGCGCUGAAGCGAGGAGGAGACAGGCAGACACCUUCGCUGUGUGGUGGAUCCGAGGGAGCGAGGCGAGCCCGGGGCCUUUCCCCCUUUCAAUAAACUUGCUUUCCCCCCCCCCC
Molecule: messenger RNA, 1439 nt
Organism: Hemicordylus capensis (graceful crag lizard)
Lineage: Eukaryota; Metazoa; Chordata; Lepidosauria; Squamata; Cordylidae
Product: heat shock protein 30C-like
Exons: 1
Coding region: 317-1078 (253 amino acids)
Biological process (GO): response to heat; protein refolding
Molecular function (GO): protein folding chaperone
Source: RefSeq, a predicted model, not a curated record